Nicotiana attenuata is the source of this 1953-nucleotide messenger RNA. RefSeq lists its product as uncharacterized. Lineage: Eukaryota; Viridiplantae; Streptophyta; Magnoliopsida; Solanales; Solanaceae. The record is from RefSeq and is a predicted model, not a curated record. Bases 1 to 1953 code for a protein of 650 amino acids. The transcript is spliced from 4 exons. Gene Ontology annotation, molecular function: nucleic acid binding. Gene Ontology annotation, biological process: DNA integration.
AUGGUUAUAUCUUGGUUGUUGAACUCCCUCUCAAAGGACAUAGCAGACACUAUGCUCUACUCCAAGACUGCAAAGGACAUCUGGACAGAAUUGGAGGCCAGGUUUGGCCAAUGCAAUGGAGCUCAGUUGUAUCAAUUGCAGAAAGAACUAUCAGAACUUGUUCAAGGUAACUCUGAUGUUGCAGGUUAUUAUACUAAGCUUAAGAAGAUAUGGGAUGAACAAGAUACUCUUAAUACCCGUGUUGUUUGUUCUUGUGAUUGUUCUUGUGGAGGCAAGGAGAAGACUCUUAAGUCUCUUCAGGAUGGUAGAUUGAUUCAGUUUCUGAUGGGUCUCAAUGACACCUAUGGUGGUGUAAAGAGCAGCAUACUUAUGAUGUCUCCACUUCCUAAUGUGAACCAAGCUUACUCUCUGCUCAUUCAAGAUGAGAAACAGAGAGAAAUUCAUGUUGGUGUUCAUCCUGCUGAAUCAGCUUUUCUGAAACCAGGGCAUACACUGGAUAAGUGUUAUAGGAUUGUUGGAUUUCCCCCGGAUUUUAAGUUCACUAAGCCUAGAAAGUUCCAAGGGAAUGCUCACAGCAAUGCAACAAUUUCAGAAGACUUUUCUAUUAAUACAACCAAUGGAGCAGAAGGCACUUCUUCAGGAAAGGGACUGACACAGGAGCAACACAGUCAGUUGUUUCAGCUGCUUCAACAAGUGAAAAUUAGUCCACAGAGUGAGCAAAAUUCUGAAGCUAUUGUUAAUGCUAACUGUGCAGGCAUAGAUUUGCCUAACCUAAAACACAUCAUUUGUUUCUCACAUGUUUAUCCUAACACAUGGAUUAUAGACUCAGGUGCUUCAGAGCAUAUGACCUCUGAUAUUUCUAUUUUAUUCAACAUCAUAUCUUUGUCUAUACCUCUUUACAUCAACUUGCCUAAUUCACAUAAAAUUAAAGUCGGUAAAAAAGGGAGUGUGCAUAUUCUGCCAGGUUUAACCAUUCAUAAUGUAUUGUAUGUCCCUGUUUUCAAGUUUAAUCUACUUUCAGUUCAUAAGCUCACCAAGCAUCUUAGAUGUAACUUGUUGUUCACCUAUAUUGGAACUAUCUUGCAGGGCCCUUCAAUGAAGAGGCCAGUGGUAGUUGGUGAAGUCAUGGAAGGUCUCUACAUCCUCAAUCCAAAGUUCAUCUCCACUAGUUUGCAGUUUCAGCAUCAGUCUAGUUUUCAGCCUACUAUUCAGUCUAUUUCAGUUUGUAAUAAUCCUAGUAAAACCAAUGUUUCAGAUUUUGUUUCCUGUUUAGUCAAUUUAUCCAAAGAUGUAAGCCUAUGGCACAAACGAUUAGGGCAUAUGCCACUUUCUAGUAUGGGAAAUCUAUCUAUGUUUCAGCAUCAAUCUCUAUCCAAAUUAAAUUCUCCGUGUGAUGUUUGUUCAAAGGCAAGGCAAUCUAAGCUUCCUUUUCAUCCUAGCAGUAUUUCUUCUACUUCUAUAUUUGAGCUUAUUCAUAUUGACACCUGGGCCCCCUACAAAGCCCAAACUCAUGAUGGUUUCAAGUAUUUUUUCACUAUUGUUGAUGAUUUUAGCAGAGGAACAUGGACAUACCUCUUGAAAACUAAGAGUAAUGCUUUUUCAGUCCUAAAAUCUUUUUUUGCCAUGGUGGAAAGGCAACUUAAUACUCAGGUAAAGAUUGUAAGAUCUGAUAAUGCUAUGGAGUUAGUUGAUCCAGACACUCUUUCCUCUGAAUUUAUCACUUCAUCUCCUGAAUCAGUGUCUUCAGCUCCUCAGUCACCAUCUCCUGUUCUUUCUCAUGGCUUGGAUUCCAAUCAAUCUAGUUCUUCUCCUUCUCCUGCCAGAUCUGAACCUCCUUCUCCUAUCAGAUCUUCUCCUCCCCUUUCAAGAUAUGUACCUCCUGCUCCUCAACUAGUAUUAAACCUAAUGUUCUUCCCUUUUCAGCCCUUUCUUCAACCAAUCAAAGUUUACUAA